This is a messenger RNA of Aspergillus heteromorphus CBS 117.55, 1630 nucleotides long. RefSeq names its product U2-type spliceosomal complex subunit CWC25 (gene cwc25). NCBI's taxonomy places the organism in Eukaryota, Fungi, Ascomycota, Eurotiomycetes, Eurotiales, Aspergillaceae. Gene Ontology annotation, biological process: mRNA splicing, via spliceosome. The transcript has 3 exons. The record is from RefSeq and is a predicted model, not a curated record. Gene Ontology annotation, cellular component: U2-type spliceosomal complex. Bases 139 to 1392 code for a protein of 417 amino acids.
AUCGGCCUCGCGCCUCACUCAUCGCUCCUCACUCUUCACUCUUCACACUCUCCUCACCACACGAAACCACACUUGUACACCCCAACCCGACCCUCCCCAAAACCACCCGCAGCUGCUGUCUGCACCCAAGAACCCAAAAUGGGUGGCGAUCUCAACCUCAAGAAAUCAUGGCACCCCUCCCUCCUCCGAAACCAAGAGCGCGUAUGGUCGGAAGAAAAGCGCGCUCUCGAAGAGCGCAAACGCAUCGACCAACUGCGCCGCGAACGGGACGAAGAGCGCCAGAUCCAAGAAUUGCAGCGCCUGCAUGAAGACUCCGGCAAGGGACGACAAGUGCAGCGCGUCGACUGGAUGUACCAGGAGCCGUCGAGCGCGACGGGCCACUACUCCGAGGAAAUGGAGGGAUAUUUGCUGGGAAAGCGCCGCAUUGAUCAGAUCCUGUUGAAGAAUGAUGAGAGUCAGAGCUUGAAGAAGGGGGCGGAUGUGGGGGUUGGGGCGGCGCCGGCGGGGGGGAAUGCAGUUUCCAUGCAGACGAAUGCGAGGGAUACUAUGACGAAGGAGGGGGGGAGGGAGAGAGAAAGGGAGAGGGAGAGGGGGAAGGAGAGGGAACAUAGGAGUAGGAGAGGGCAUGGGGAUGAGGAGAGGAGGAGAGACAGGAGGCAUCGCUCUAGAUCGCCGGAGGAGAGGAGGAGCAGUAGGGACCACAGGAGGAGUCAUCGCGAUGAUAGAGAUCGGAGGGAUAGGGAUCGAAGGAGUGACCGGGACCGGGACCGGGACCGCGAGCGAGAUCAUGAUCGCAGGGGAGACAGGGACAGGGACAGGGAGAGAGACCGAGACGAGAAGGAUCAUCAUCGUUCAAGCAGAUAUCGGGACCGCGAUGACCGGUCUACGCGCCGCGGGUCGCUUCAUGACCGAUCGCCCUCGCCGCCUCGGGCUGAGCGCUACGACUCGGACAGACGUCGCUCGGACGAUCGGAGGGAUGGGGGUUACAAGGAUUCACGCGAUCGGGACAAGGAUCAGGAUCGCAGAGAAAGGCCCGGUCGCUAUCGGGAUCAGAGGGAGUACAACAGAGGCCCCAGAGAUCCAUACCCUCGGGACAGAGCACCCAACCACGCCAAUGCCGCGGAUGCAGAGCAGAAGCGAAAGCAGCAGGACGAAGAGCGCCAGCGCAAAUUGGCUGAGAUGCAAUCGAACGCAAGCGAGAUGGAAGAUUCCCGUCGACAGCGCAUUGCCGAUGUGACUGCCCAGGAGGAGAAGAAGCUCCAGGACGAUGAGAAACUCCGUUCUGACAAAGGCCGUUUCGUGUCGGGACUUCAUCGCCAGCUUGAGGGAGACAGUCUGGACGAUCGGCUCAAGCGCAGUCGUGGCGGCUUGGCCCGGUUGGAUGAGGAUUGAGGCUUUCAGUUCAUCUCCAUCUAGUUGUGGUCGUCAGUCUGAGGUCUAAGGUCUGAGGUCUCACCGCGUAUCGUCAAGCAUGAGGUAUUAUGGUUUCUAUUUCCUGCUUCGGCAGCGUUACGAAUAACCUUUCAUAUUCGAUAUCUCUGUCGAUCAUACGCAUUUUACCUUGAUUACGACGUUGUCAAUCAGAAAAUUCAUGUAUCAUAUACCAAGUCCUCCUAACAAUGCAAUCAUU